Brenthis ino (lesser marbled fritillary) is the source of this 5511-nucleotide messenger RNA. Lineage: Eukaryota; Metazoa; Arthropoda; Insecta; Lepidoptera; Nymphalidae. The record is from the annotation of a GenBank genome assembly.
AUGUCUCAAAUGCCCGAACUACCUAAAGCAAAAACCGGUGAUGAAUACGUUCAUAUCCGAUGUCUCAUUGCGAAUAUACAUAAACCGAAAAAUGUGUCUAGGCCCCCGGUGUCAUCAGAAUCGCCUUUGGAGGUGGUUCAAGAAUCACCUCCAUCGUCGGAUACGGAUCGGAGCUGUUCAGUGUCCGAGCUUUCAGAUAGAUCCGAGAACGCUGACGUCACUGAAGUCAAUAUUAUAGAAGGAGGUCCGCCGCCACAACGUGCAAAAAGCAAUAGUUUUGCUGGCGCAAUGCUGGCGCUUCCUUUAGUGCAAAAACGGAGGAGGCCUUCGUUUCUGCAUCUGCAUGUUAAAGGUGAACCGACCACAGGCCCCUUGUCUGCAGGACCUCAUCUCAACGUGCCGCGGUUCACCGUCACGGCGCCGCCAGGAGAACACCGUCGGUUCAGUCAUGGCUUCCCCUUCCAUGGGUUCGCUCUCCGUCGCCAUUCUAACACGAGCCUUCACCGGAGCGAGUCGAUGGUUUCCCUGGCGUGCUUCAAGACUCUAUCUCAGUUGGUGAACAGUGAUGGCAACGAACUACAAAACUAUCUAUCCUCCAACAGGAAUAUCAAUGUCGAUGAUAGAGAUGAGAACGGUACAACGGCGCUUAUGUGUGCUUGUGAGAACGGGCGGGUUUCGGCGGCGCGGCUGCUUCUCGGCGCGGGCGCGGACGCAUGCGCAGCCGACACCGAUGGCUGGACACCUCUCGCCUUCGCAGCUAAGGGAGGACACCUACCAGUCGUACAAGAGCUUGUCGAUGCAGGAGCACGUAUUGAUUCCAGGGAUUGUGGCGGGUGGACACCCCUCAUGUGGGCUUCUUACAAAGGGCACGAAGAAGUAGUAGCAUUGCUUCUAGAAAAAGGGGCUGAUGUCCACGCACAUGGAAACUAUAAUAUCAACUCACUAGUAUGGGCAGCGGGGCGUCGCCACAGCGCGGUGGUGUCGCGGCUGCUGGCGGCGGGCGCGCGCGCCAACUCGUGCGACAAGUACGCCACAUCGGCGCUGACGUGGGCGGCGCGCGCGGGCGACGCGGCGGCGUGCGCCGCGCUCUUGCGGGCCGGCGCCGAUGCUAACAACGCUGGCAUGUACUGCUGGACGCCGUUGCUGCAGGCUACACAUGGUAACCAUUUUGAAAUAGUGCAGAUGUUAUUGGAAUACAAGCCUAACGUAAACGCCUUAGAUAAGGACGGAUGUACAGCCUUAGCGAUCGCUUGCAAGGAAGGCUUUUAUGACAUUGCAUUAGCCUUAAUAAAUUCAGGAGCUUAUAUUAAUGUUCAGGAUCAUUCCAAAGAUACGCCCUUAAUUUAUGCCGUGAAAGGCGGUUAUAAGAAUAUAGUGGAAGCGUUGCUCAAGAAACAUGUGGACGUGGACUUGCCGGGCAAAGAGAAAAAGACCCCCGUCUACACCGCCGUAGAGAAGGGACACGUAGCCAUACUGAAACUUCUAUUAGCUUCCAAUCCAGAUUUGGAACAUUGCACAAAUAGCGGCGACACGGCGCUGCUGCGCGCGGUGCGGGCGCGCAGCGCGGAGCUGGUGGCGCUGCUGCUGGAGCGGCGCGCGCGCGUGGCCGCCGCCGACGCGCGCGGCGACACCGCGCUGCACAUCGCCAUGCGCGCGCGCUCCAAGCAAAUAGUUGAAAUACUGCUACGAAAUCCUAAGAACAGUCAGCUGCUGUACAAGCCGAAUAAAAUGAAGGAAACUCCAUACAAUAUAGACAUGAGUUACAACAAGACGAUACUAGGUCAAAUAUUCGGUGCUAGGAAGUUGAAUACGAAUGAAGAUAACGAGAACAUGCUCGGCUACGAGUUGUACAGCGCCGCCCUCGCCGACAUGCUGUCGGAGCCGAGCCUGUCCGUGCCCAUCACGGUGGGGCUAUACGCCCGCUGGGGCUCGGGGAAAUCCUUCCUGCUCAAUAAACUUAAAGAGGAGAUGAAGAACUUCGCGCGGCAGUGGAGUGAGACAGGGUGGGCGUGGUCGUGGGCGGUGUCGUGGGGCGCGUGGCACGUGGCGCUGGGCGCCGCCGCCGUGGCCGCCGUGGCGGGCGCGCCCGCCUACGUCGCGCUGGCCGUGCUCUUUGCGGUCUUCGCAUCGCUAUACUUGACCUUUUAUGUGCUGUGGUAUCUUGGAAACAAAUACGAGUGGUGGUGGGCGGGCGGCAUGGUGGCGGCGCUGGGGCGGCGCUUCAGCUCGCUGCUGCUGCUGCUGCAGGUGGUGUUCUGCCACCCGCCCGGCCCCGACGACCCGCGCGCCCUACCCGCCACACCUAUCAGGUUCCACUUCACGGAGGGCAUGAAGGGCGGCGCGGGGCAGGAGGGCGAGGCGAUGGUGGUGCAGAUGAUCGGCAGCCUGGCGGAGGCGCUGGAGUGCCAGUACGGCCGCGUGUGCACGCGCCUGGCGCGCGCCUUCCGCCCGCGCCCCGUCGCCUCCACCUCGGGCUGGAAAUGGCGUCGGGCGUGUUGCAUUCCGCAUAUAAUCACAUUUGAGCUAAGCUUCUUGUGCGUGCUGGUCGGCGGCUGCGUGCUCAUCAUAUAUAUCACCGACAAUGAAACCGAUCCAAUGCGGCGCGACGUGCGGCAGGGGCUGGUGGUGGGCGCGUGCGCGGCGGCGGGCGCCGUGCUGCUGGCCAACCUGUACGCGGGCGCGCGUGCGCUGGCCGCGCUGGCAGUGCCGCCGCGCGCGCGCCUCGCGCGCCUGGCGCGCCGCGACCGCGCGCCCGCCGCGCUGCGCCCCGAGGUGCAGGCGCUCACGCACACCGUGUCGUGCCUCGACGCGUUCACGGGGCAACAGACCCGCCUGGUGGUGGUGGUGGACGCGCUGGACAGCUGCGAGCAGGAGAAGGUGCUGGCGCUGCUCAACGCCGUGCACGCGCUCUGCUCCGACCCCAAGAGCCCCUUCAUCCUGCUGCUGGCCAUCGACCCCCACAUCAUCAGCAAGGUUGCUUGGAUGGAGGCAGUAGAAAUCAACAGUCGUCGAGCCUUGUCGGAGAGCAAUAUUGGUGGAUGGGACUAUUUGCGCAAUAUGGUACAGUUGCCUUUCUACCUGCAAAACUCGGCGUUGCGCCGGGUCAAGGUCGCCCAGCAGACUGCGGCUAAAAGAAUUCAAGCCCUAGGAUCUGAUGAUUUUAGCACUUCGUUGCAAAGAUCUGUGUCUGCGCGUCGAUUAUCCUCCACCUCGGAGCUGAUGUCGAGCCAGGAGCGCAUCAAGGGGGGCGCGCGGGGUGAGCGCGCGGAGAGGGGGGAGCGGCGCGGGCUGCGCGCCGACUCAGUCGCGUCGUCGGUGGCGUCGGGGCUGCACCGCGCGCCCGCGCCCGCCGCCGGCGCCGCCGACCUGGGCCGCGUGCUGCUCACGGACGACUACUUCAGCGAUGUCAACCCGCGCAGUAUGAGGAGGCUCAUGAACGUACUGUAUGUCACAGGUCGUCUACUUAAAGCAUUCCAAAUAGAAUUCAACUGGUAUCAACUGGCCUCCUGGGUGAAUCUAACUGAGCAGUGGCCGUUCCGCACGUCUUGGAUUAUUUACCAUCAUGAGACUUAUGAGGAGCAUAUCGACGAUUCUACAUCACUUAAACACAUAUUUGAAAAAGUGAAACCCCUGAUAGGUGGUCUGCGUGAAGCCAGCACGCUGAUGGAGCUGGACCGCGACGAGCGCAAGCUGGAGGUGUUUCUGAGCUUCCACCGCGCCACGCUCACCGCCGCCGACCUCAAGAUAUUCCUGCCCUUCACCAUCAACCUCGAUCCUUACAUCAAGAAAGUUAUUAAAGAAGAGCAAGUGCAAUCUGGCAUGGAGGAGGAAAUAGCUGCGAGCGGAGCUGCGCCCUGGCUUCCAACCAGCAGGCCACCUCAUACCAAGACAUUCCAAAAGAAACCGACGAAAGUUUUGCCUAACCCAGCGGUGCCAGUGUCGAGCGCCGUGGUGGCACCGCCCCUGUGGGCGGGCUGGAGUGCGAACGUGGCGCCCGCCCUGUCCGGGCCGCCCGCCCUACCCGCCUUGUCCGUGCCCUCCUACGCGCAAGCGCAGGAGUUCACGCCCGCAGUGUCGCUCAACCCUGUCGCGUUAUUGCGCACUGCGUUCCCGGCAUUGGGCGAUGUGAGCGGGCUGCGGCUGUCGACGCUGAGCGUGGAGCGCGCGUGCGGCGUGGUGCGCGCGGCGCUGGGCGCGGGCGGGGGCGCGGCGGCCGCGGCGCUGGCGGCGCACCGCGUGUGCGGCCUCGUGCUCGCCGUCUGCCGCCUCGCCGACCUCAAGCCGAUAUUAGAUCUACCAUUUGGUGACUGGGAGCUGUUUAAGAUGCUUAUAAUAAACCUACGUGAGCUUGAAGCGAAUGUCCCCCUCGCCGCGCCCACGCUCACCGUGAUAAGUGAUAAAACUGGCGAAUCAGAGGCAGACGGUAUCAAGCCAAAGGCGGGACUGGAACACCAAAGAUCUCGUCCGUCAAAUGUUGAAAAACAGCCAUUUGCGGAAUAUCAGGUGACACUAGAAGAGCAGAUGAUAUGUGGGGCGCUGCAGACACUAAACGAGGAGGCGUUGGAAGAUGUCCUGCAAUCAGAGCCCUCCGCCCUCCCCGCGCCCUCUGCGCCCUCCGCGCCCUCCGCCAACCACGCCAACCCGCCCCCCGGUGAGGCCCUGCGCACCAUCCGCGAUUACCCCCCGCCCCCCGCUCCCCCCGACAGCCCUAGCACCCCCCGCACCCCCGACACCUCCACCACCCCCUCGCACAGCGACUCCUCGGAAGAAGGGGAGCGACGCCCCGAGCACGUCAUUGUGAACCUCACCGAUGACGGGCGAUCGCGCCGCCCGCGCGGUGCCGCCGCCCUGCGCCUCACUGCCGCCUUGCUUUCAGACGAGCCCCCCGAGCCGCCCCACGGCGAGCGCGCGCCCGUCGUCAGCUUCAGCGUGGAGGACGAGGAGCACGUCACGUUCGCCGCCCGCCCCCGGCCGCGCCGUGCCGCGCGCGCCGCCCCGCGCCCGUCCUCGCUGCGCCUGGACGAGGCGCCGCGUGCCGCGCCCGCCCCCGCGCGCUCGCUCUCCGUGGAGGACUCGUCGCUGUCGCCCGCGCGCCCCGCCGAGCGCCUCGCCUGGCUCAAGGACAAAUUCACGCGCGCGCCGCCCGCCCACGCCGCCCGCCCCGCGCGCCCCUCCAGCGACGACGAGUGCGCGCCGCUGGUGGCGUCCCCCGCGGCGCCGGCGAACGCGGGCGCCGCCGCGCUGGAGUGCGACCUCAGCUACAACGCCGGCACGGAGGGCACGGCCAGCACGGACUUCUCGCCGCGCUCGGAUGCCAGCGACGCGGACUCGCUGCGGGACAGCGUGGAUUUCGACCUGCUGCCGGAGAGCAAGGGCGGGCGCGCCGGCAGCGACGGCUCCUUGUCCAACAUGGUGGAGCCCUACAACCUGCGGCUGCUGGCGCGCGGCUCGCUGUGGCGCCAGGACGCGCUGGACUGCGACCCGCCCUGGCACGAGCCGGACUCAGCCGUG